Conger conger (European conger) is the source of this 1074-nucleotide messenger RNA. It is a transcript of the gene dmc1, whose product is annotated as DNA meiotic recombinase 1. The transcript is spliced from 13 exons. Bases 1 to 1020 code for a protein of 339 amino acids. Lineage: Eukaryota; Metazoa; Chordata; Actinopteri; Anguilliformes; Congridae. Gene Ontology annotation, molecular function: DNA strand exchange activity; ATP hydrolysis activity; double-stranded DNA binding. Gene Ontology annotation, biological process: mitotic recombination; reciprocal meiotic recombination; DNA strand invasion. Gene Ontology annotation, cellular component: condensed nuclear chromosome; nucleus. The record is from RefSeq and is a predicted model, not a curated record.
AUGGAGGACCAGGUGGUAGAAAAUGAAGUUGGAUAUCAAGACGAUGAGGAAUCCUUUUUCCAAGACAUCGACCUUUUACAGAAGCAUGGGAUAAACAUGGCAGAUAUCAAGAAGCUGAAGUCUGUUGGCAUCUGCACAGUGAAGGGGAUUCAGAUGACCACCCGCCGUGCUCUUUGUAAUGUCAAGGGCUUGUCUGAGGCCAAGGUUGACAAAAUCAAAGAGGCUGCUGGGAAAUUGUUGAGCAAUGGUUUCUUGACAGCAUUUGAAUAUAGCGAGAGAAGAAAACAAGUGUUCCGCAUCACAACAGGCAGUCAGGAGUUUGACAAACUCCUUGGUGGAGGGAUGGAGAGUAUGGCUAUUACAGAGGCUUUUGGCGAGUUCAGGACAGGCAAGACCCAGCUCUCUCACACGUUAUGUGUGACGGCUCAGCUUCCGGGAGAAGACGGAUACACAGGAGGGAAGGUCAUCUUCAUCGACACGGAGAACACCUUUCGGCCAGACAGGCUGAAGGGUAUAGCAGACAGGUUCAAUGUGGACCAAGAGGCUGUGCUGGACAACGUGUUAUAUGCUCGCGCCUACACCAGCGAACAUCAGAUGGAGCUGUUGGACUUUGUGGCGGCCAAAUUCCAUGAGGAGGGAGGCAUAUUCAAACUGCUGAUCAUUGACUCCAUUAUGGCUCUAUUCCGGGUGGAUUUCUCUGGCCGGGGGGAGCUAGCGGAGAGGCAGCAGAAACUGGCUCAGAUGCUCUCUCGGCUGCAGAAGAUCUCUGAAGAGUACAACGUGGCCGUGUUCGUAACAAACCAGAUGACGGCCGACCCUGGAGCUGGGAUGACGUUUCAGGCGGAUCCCAAGAAACCUAUUGGAGGACACAUUCUAGCGCAUGCCUCAACCACACGAAUCAGCUUGAGGAAAGGGAGGGGAGAGAUGAGAAUUGCUAAAAUAUUUGACAGCCCGGACAUGCCAGAAAAUGAAGCCACUUUUGCGAUCACUGCAGGAGGGAUUGCUGAUGCCAAAGAGUGAAAAGGAUGGCCAGGAUAGUGGAUAGUAAUGUCUACAUUUACAUGUUGCAUUAUA